Messenger RNA from Syngnathus typhle (broad-nosed pipefish), 2693 nucleotides. RefSeq names its product fibronectin type III domain containing 5a (gene fndc5a). Gene Ontology annotation, molecular function: protein binding. The transcript is spliced from 6 exons. The record is from RefSeq and is a predicted model, not a curated record. NCBI's taxonomy places the organism in Eukaryota, Metazoa, Chordata, Actinopteri, Syngnathiformes, Syngnathidae. Bases 346 to 993 code for a protein of 215 amino acids.
UUGGCUUUGUCCGGAAAUGCUCUAACUUGGCCGUUUGAGUAUCUAGCUGGUGUAUAGGGAGACACUGGCUCUCAUAUACAACACCACCACGUUUCAUUCUGCAGCAGCAGCCACCAGCUCCAGCAUCAGCAUCAGCACGCACCGUCAUUAUCAGGUGCAGGUCGAGGAAGAAGACAUUCGAAAGUAAUGCUUGUAGUGUCCGGGCACAAUCGAGCGUUUUGAAUGAAGAAGCGGCUUUCCCGUCCAGACGAGCUUGUCACUCGGUGGAACAUGCCAGCCGGGCGGGUAAUGCAGCCUCCCUGGCUGGAGGAGUAAACGGGACCGCGCGUCGUCCGAGGCAGAAAGAUGGAGCGUUUUUUUCUGCUGGUUCUCAGCUGUUUGGGCGUUUCGCGGGGCUCGGCGGAUACCUUGUCCCCCCCUGUCAAUGUUACCAUCAAAGCAGUGAAAGCUAACUCUGCUCUGGUGACAUGGGACAUCCCCGAAGGAGACCCUGUCAUUGGCUUUGCCAUCACACAGCAGAAGAAAGACGUGCGUAUGCUCCGAUUCAUCCAGGAAGUCAACACCACCACACGCUCCUGCGCAUUAUGGGACUUAGAGGAAGAGACGGACUACAUUGUGCACGUCCAGUCCAUCAGCAUGUUCGGGACGAGCCCGCAAAGCGAACCUUUACGCUUCCGAACACCCAAGGAGGCCGACACUCAGGCUUCUAAGAAUAAAGACGAAGUGACAAUGGAGGAAGUGGGCCAGACCAACCAGUUGAGGGCGGGGGAGCUCAUCAUCAUUGUGGUGGUGCUUAUCAUGUGGGCAGGCGUGAUCGCUCUCUUCUGUCGCCAGUAUGACAUCAUCAAAGACAAUGAGCCCAACAACAACAAGGACAAAGCCAAAAACUCGUCAGAGUGCAGCACUCCUGAACACCCGACAGGGGGUCUGUUGCGCAGUAAGUUCUCCAAGAACAACAAUCGGAUGCCAUCUGUCAACAUCAUUGAAGUGUGAGUGUCUUCUGCGCAUACUACAGACUGUGUGUUCUCGCAAAUCUGCUCGUCAGAAUGCAUCGCUUACGUUUCCCUCGCCUCGGGCCUGCCGACGAAGCAAAGCUUGCUGGACUCCGAGGAUUUAGGAACGACUCGGCCAGGCUGAGAUGAGAACCCGGACUGCAGGGAGAGUUGAGCCGAUCCGCCGUGCUUAACAAGCACUGUAUGGUGGGAGAGCCGGAGAUUAGGGCCAAAUGGUCCUGGUGGCGGACAGACAGAAUGCUGAUAAAGGAACCCCAAGGACCAAGAGCUUUUCUUCUCUGUCUGGAAAUGGGUCGCCAUACAGACUUGCCAUUGUGUCUCUAUAUUCCUUUGUGGUGUGAUUUAAUGCCAUCCUCUCGAUGUUGUUUUGUCCUAACAUUAUGUAAUUUUUUUUAUGAGUAAGUGUAGUUUUGUUACAUAAUGUACUGCCAGUACCGGUACAUCUCACGGAGGAAGGAGAAGAACUGCGGGGAAUAAACGUCUGGCGAGCUUGUUCCCCCCCCUCAGGGAAUCCAGACAGCACCUGUCUUGAGUUUGGAGGAGUUUCUCAAAAGCGAGCUGCGACGACGCCGUAGCAGGAUGGCUCACCGCUGAAGUCACGCUUCCUUUUCGGCAUCCUCUUCGUGCUUUUAAUAGAUUGUGAUUCUUUACAUUCCACAUCCGGAAUGAGCUGUCUUUAUUUAUCUCCAAGGGUGGUGGAUACCUGCAUUCUGGGUAAAAAAAAAAAAAAAAAGACUUGACCCAGUGUGCCUCAUCUGAAAAAUGAAUUUUAAAAGAGUCUACACAGGGAAGUGGCCUUUGUAGAGACACAAGAGGAGAUUCCUUAAGCAAUAACAACUUCAAGCCCCGACACAUGACGGGCAAGGACUUCAUGAGGUCACAUUCUGGAGGAGAAGAAAACAACAAGACACAAAUGUAACCUCUGGGCAUGCAAUGUUGAGACAAAUGCACAUUGUGAUAAAUACUCCUAAGUACAAUGAGGUUUGUUUUCUUGUAAUGGCAUUGGAAAAAGUCAUAAGGGCUUCUCAUGAGUAUAUUCAAAUCAAAAUGGCUCUUUAUCCAUAUGUACAAAUAAGUUGGAUGAUUAACUGGAUGGAAAGUAUAAUUGCUGUAUUAAGAUGUGUCUCAUUGUGCUUCUUUCAUUUCCGUUUUUCCGCAUUGGUUGUCUAAAAUGUGUAUUUUUUUUAAGCCAACUUCUGAGUUUGGCAAAGGUCCUGUUCAACGAUAGACAGUUACACUCAAACAGUCAAGUCAUAGUUUUCAAAAUCAUUUCAUUAUUGAGAAUAACAUUCAUUUAUUAAUUAAAUGGCUUGUCCACUAUCUUACAUAAAUAGCAUAUUUCUGUUAUUAUACUCUUUUGUCAAAUAUGUGUGUGCGUACAGUAAAUAGAAAAAUACAGUUGCAAGAUGGGAUGGAGUAAUGCUUAAAUAUUUAAUGUGUAAAUAAAUACAUUUCAUAUUAGUGGAGCCUGGAAUGAGUUAUGAGUUCUGUGCAAAAGUCUUGAAAGCCACAAUUAUAUGAGCAAAUUAUAUAAAGCAUCAAUUCAGGUCAUUAUUAACAGAGCAAACAAUAUGGAUUGAAAAAAAAUCUUUUAUAUUUAAUGGCACCAGAUCACCCGCAGCUCCCUUUAUAUGCAAUUCAUCAAAUCUGUCCGACUACUACUUACAAAUGCUAAAUUGU